AUGGCUGAUAAGCGGAAAGCGCCACCCUUGGGUGGUGGUGAGCUCAUGCUCUCCAAACGUGCAAGACAGGGCCCUAGUAGCGAUGGAUAUGCCCUCAUACAUCGCCAGGACCGUACAAGUAGUCUAGCUGCGCCUGUUAUGGCCCUUACGGAAGCACAUACUGCUGAGAUCCUCGAUGUGAAGUUUGCUCCUGACGGCUUUACUAUUGCCGCUGCAUCUUGUGAUCGCACAAUUUCUCUCUGGGAAACAUUCGGUGAGCACCGCAACAUUGGUCAGCUAGCCGGCCAUAAAAAUGCUGUUACCUGUCUGGCAUGGGUAUCCGUCAGUGGUGAUGACCGUCUUUUGGUAUCUGGCUCGGCAGAUGGCACUCUUGUGCUGUGGAAGACAUCUACAGGGGAGCGUAUUCGACGUCUUCGUGGUCACCGCGGCAUCGUCAACAGUGUCGCAUGCACGCGCUCAGGCGAUGGCUGUAUAGCCUCUGCCUCGGAUGAUGGCCGUGUGCUCUUCUGGGACUUGGAGUCCCGGUACCCGAUCAGCUCCCUCGAACUUGGAUACCCGGUCACUUGUGUGGAGUUUUCGGACGAUGCAGCACAGCUGUUCGUCGGCGGUGUCGACAACGCCAUUCAUGUGAUUGACUUGGCGACAAAAGAGCGUGUAUAUUCCCUUUUGGGACACACCAACUCUGUGACGUCUCUCUCUCUUUCUCGUACAGGCACACAUCUUCUUUCUUGCGGACUUGAUGAUACAGUCCGGGUAUGGGAUGUGCGUCCGUACGCAGCACCCAAAGUGGAUGCGAAAGGGAAUGCGCGUCUGCACCGUACUCUACUGGGUAUGGCCAGUGGCUUUGAAAACCUAUUGCUGAAAGCGGCCUGGAGCCCUGACGGCGAAUGUGUGGCGUGCGGUGGUGCGGAUCACACGUCGAAUAUUUGGAACGUGGAGAAAGGAACACUUCUCUUUAAACUGCCGGGUCAUCGUGGAACAUGUACAGCCGUGGACUUUCAUCCACGGGAACCGAUCCUUGUCUCCGCAUCCACCGAUUGCACUAUGCUACUAGGCGAAUUGGAUUCGGACUAG
This is a messenger RNA of Malassezia pachydermatis, 1074 nucleotides long. Its product is annotated as u5 snrnp complex subunit. The record is from RefSeq and is a predicted model, not a curated record. Gene Ontology annotation, molecular function: protein binding; RNA binding. The coding region runs from base 1 to 1074 and encodes 357 amino acids. Lineage: Eukaryota; Fungi; Basidiomycota; Malasseziomycetes; Malasseziales; Malasseziaceae. The transcript is spliced from 3 exons. Gene Ontology annotation, cellular component: catalytic step 2 spliceosome.